CAGCGGGGCCCUGGUCCAGGUGCUUUGCAGCCUGGCGCCUUUGCGGAAUUGGGGGCCAGGACCUGCGGGAGUACGAGCGCUGUCCGCGGGUAACCUGAUGCUCUUCCUCUCCUAGAGCCCAAGCCCUGUUGCGGAGCUCCCGGCGGCCUGGCCCGGAGGCGCUGCAGCUGCGCCUCGCGUCCCUGUCCGCCCGCACCAUGAACACCAUCGUCUUCAACAAGCUCAGCGGCGCCGUGCUUUUUGAGGACGGAGGCGCUCCGGAGCGGGAUCGGGGCGGCCGGCCCUACGGCAGCGUUCUGGACAGUCCCCACGUCCGCCCCGAGGUGGGCAUUCCCGACGGCCCGCCCCUCAAGGACAACCUCGGCCUGCGACACCGGAGGACCGGGGCCCGGCAGAAUGGCGGGAAGGUGCGGCACAAACGGCAGGCGCUGCAAGACAUGGCGCGGCCCCUCAAGCAGUGGCUUUACAAGCACCGCGACAAUCCGUAUCCCACCAAGACCGAGAAGAUUCUCUUGGCCCUCGGGUCGCAGAUGACGCUAGUGCAGGUGUCAAACUGGUUUGCAAACGCAAGACGUCGGCUUAAGAAUACUGUUCGACAGCCAGAUUUAAGCUGGGCUUUAAGAAUAAAGUUAUACAACAAGUACGUUCAAGGCAACGCUGAGCGGCUUAGUGUAAGCAGUGAUGACUCGUGCUCCGAAGAUGGAGAAAACCCUCCAAGAGACCUCAUGAACGAAGGGGGCUAUCCUACCCCAGUCCACCAUCCUGUGAUUAAAAGUGAGAGCUCAGUAAUGAAAACUGGAGCGAGGCCGGAGUCCCGGGCCAGUGAGGACUACGUGUCACCCCCAAAAUACAAAAGCAGCUUGUUGAACCGUUACCUUAACGACUCUUUGAGACACGUCAUGGCCACAAACACUGCCAUGAUGGGAAAAACAAGGCAGAGGAACCAUUCGGGAUCUUUUAGCUCCAAUGAAUUUGAAGAGGAACUGGUGUCUCCAUCAUCCUCAGAAACAGAAGGCAACUUCGUCUAUCGCACAGACGCUCUGGAAAAUGGCUCCCAUAAGGAGGACGGUGCAGCUCACAGAAAGGGGCCGAGCAAGGAUGACACAUACUGGAAGGAGAUCAAUGCCGCCAUGGCCCUAACAAAUCUCGCGCAGGGAAAGGACAAGCUGCAGGGAACUACCAGCUGCAUCAUCCAGAAGUCGUCCCACAUAGCGGAAGUGAAGACCGUCAAAGUGCCCCUGGCACAGCAGUUUUAACACCGGCUGGAUGUUCCUUGUGUCAGUGAGUUCCCAUACAUCCUCAGCCUAGGAGCCGAAGCAGGAGCGACAGCGCCGCGCCCCUUUCAAGCCUCUUAUGUUUAAGUAUCUUACAUAGAUCAUUUAGUUGCUUCUAUAAAAGACAUAUAAGUUAUAUUAAAAAAAAAACCUCACUUUAAUCAAAAGUAUUAACUUAUUUUAUGUUACUCAAACCACGCAUAAAACGUUUGCAUUGCCAUUGCAAUAAGUGCCUUGCUUCCCGAAAAUAAGCUCCAACGUGGGCAGAGCGGAACAGCUGUGCCUCAAAACGCCAGCCAUGUGUUUAUUACUCUGUGCGCAUCAUUCCAGACGGCCUUGCCAUUCCAGGACUGAAACCAGAAUUGCCAAAAGUCCUCGAAAUAUGUUCAAUAAGUCACAUGUUAGACUGUAGAGAUCCGUUCAGACCCAGUGAAAUGUUCCUUUAAAAAAAAAAGUUCUACCGUAUUGAGAAACUGCUAAGUGCGUUUCAGAGUGUCAGUGAGAAUUGCGUGCAUGUAUCUUGCCGGCGUGUCCGAUAUGUACACACUUCGAAAGGAGAGGCAAGUGGUCCACGUAAUACGCACAUUCCAGAAAUGACUGCUUCAAACUAACUUAAAACUGCAACAAAUAGGUUGGGAUCAGAAAAUUAUUUCUAAAACUACUGGAAAGCACCACAAUGCCCUUUAAAAUGAAUUGGAAUUCUUUCUUCCCUCGAGUUUUACUGAAGUUUUUAAAAACUGAAUUACUUAAAUAAUUCGGAAUUUUCCUGUGCAAAACCUACCAUUUAGUUUUAAAACAUAAUCGUGUUUGCCUUAGAGUUCAGUGUUUUGAUUUUUUUGGGGUUUUUUUGUGUGUGUGUGAUGGAAACUUUUUUAUAUGGGAUGACUAAAAACCUUUUAUUUGGUUCAUUUCAAAUUAUAAUUGCUGAUGGACAAUUUGUAUUGCAAUGAGAACAAGGCAAUGAGAGAAAUGUGUCUCUGUAAAUAUACAUGCGGUGCAUAAAAUUGAUUUUCAAAUUUAAAACAUAUGGAAAACAAAACAUGGAACAGUCUCUAAAUUUUGCCAAGCAGGACAUUAAAGUAAGAAUAAGGUGAAAUUAUGCAUUCAAAGAAAGAAAGAGCAUUCUGUUUGUAAAUUAGACUGCCAUUGACUGAGAAUAAUCAAUACCAAGAUAGAAGAAUAUCUUUUUUCAAUUGAACAAUAAGAUUCUAAUCAGCUUGGGAAGACUUGGAACUUGAAUAAGCAAUAGAGAUGCCAAAUAUAACAGAGUGUAUGUGCUGCAGAGAAAUUAAAGGGAUUUGACUCUUUUAUGGUGGGAUUUUUUGUCUGGGUACGUAAUCUAUUUUGUCAUUUUUUUUUUUUUUUAAACUGGAAAGCUUGUUUGUGAGUGUCAAUGAGAGCCAAUAGUGCAGCCAUGGGGUGACAUUUUUCUUUAUUUUGCAAAAUGCUUUUAAAACCAAAGGCUGCUCUAAUCUAAGGACAGUAUCAAUAUUGAUAUCAAAAAUUGUAGGACACUUUUUCAUGUAACAUAGCAUUUGGGGAUUGGGUUUAUUUAGUGUAAUGAAGAUAAUUUGAUAUAAAAUAUUUUGUAUAUAUAUAUUUUUACUUUGUUUUCUAAAUUGCUGUUUGCAAUAAGUGUAAAACAAGAUAUGUAAGUUAUGACUGUGUGAACAGAUGAAGUAUGCGUUCUUUUGGUUUACAUCCUUACGUAGUUAGAGCUCCACCAUAAAAACUUCGGAAUCUGUACAAAAUAAUUUUGUUAAAACGCGAGAAUGUCAAUGAGAACUAAGGACAAAUACUUCACUCUUUUUCAUACUAUUAUAAGUUAUUCUGGUAUUAAAUAUUUUAAUAAAAAGUGGUUUUGGUUUGGCAUAUUUUAGUUAGAUGGAUAAAUGCUGGUUGCAUUUUAUUUGAAUUAAUCAUGAUUUGUUUUUACCAUUUUUUUUUAAAUCAAAAAACUUGAUCCGUGUUAUAAACUAUAAAUGAAAAGCCAAUAUAGGACAGCUAUUCACAUAAUUUUUUUUAAAUACCAAAGCUUUCAGUCUGACCUAUAAACACAUUCAGAUUUUAUAAUUAGCACAUCCUUGGCAAUGUCUCCAAUUGCAAUUACCCUUAAUUUAUUUUUUCUUUUGCUGCUUUAACAUAUUCUGGAAAUUUAAGUCCCCCUUUAAAAGAAUCUUGAACAAUACUGAGCCAGCAGCUGAGAACCUAACUCCUAAUUUAUGUUGCAGAGACAUAGAAUUACCUCUAUUCUUUGUUUUGCCAUAUGUAAUCAUUUUAAUAAAAUUAAUAACUGCCAGAAGUUCUUGACAGAUUUAAAAUAAAAGUUAAUUUC
Molecule: messenger RNA, 3609 nt
Organism: Tupaia belangeri chinensis (Chinese tree shrew)
Lineage: Eukaryota; Metazoa; Chordata; Mammalia; Scandentia; Tupaiidae
Gene: MKX
Product: mohawk homeobox
Exons: 6
Coding region: 198-1256 (352 amino acids)
Biological process (GO): muscle organ development; regulation of transcription by RNA polymerase II; cell development
Cellular component (GO): nucleus
Molecular function (GO): RNA polymerase II cis-regulatory region sequence-specific DNA binding; DNA-binding transcription factor activity, RNA polymerase II-specific
Source: RefSeq, a predicted model, not a curated record